AUGCUGGGGCCACACUGGGGGGGGGACGUGCUGGAGAUGCCCCGAUCCUUCCUGGUGAAGAAGCCAUUCAGCCACAAGAUCCCCAACUAUGGCCAACUGCUGGAGGCUCAGCCAGGUCUGGUCCUGUCCAUAUAUCAGAGUGAGGAGCCCCCCGCCAUCACGUGGCCGUCCCCGGGUACCAUCCAGGAGGAGCUAUACGAUGAAUCCCUCCUACACCCCCUGGAGCUCAGGAUGGGAAAUGCUCUCUCAGUUAUAACCAAUGGACUACCUCUAAAAGACAGCUUGCACACGCCCCCGAGGAGCAGGACAGCAGAGGCGGGACUUUCAGGACUCGUGAAUAAAGCUUCUGAAGCAGAGCUGGCCCACGUCUCGGAUUCUGAGGCCGGAUUGGACUUCCAGAAGGCGGGUAGACUGCACCCCAACCACAAACUGCGGCACUGCCGCUACUUCAGCUGCCCGCACUGCGCCAAGGCCUACAGCAGUCUGGGGGCCCUGAAGAUGCACAUCCGCACCCACACCUUGCCCUGCGCCUGCAGGAUUUGUGGGAAAGCUUUCUCCAGGCCGUGGCUCCUGCAGGGACAUAUCCGAAACACACACAGGUGAGAAGCCGUUCUCCUGCUAUCAUUGUGGGCGUGGCUUUGCAGACCGUUCCAACCUGCGCGCUCACCUGCAGACGCACUCCGAGGUGAAGCGAUAUCGCUGUCCCGGCUGCGGCAAAACCUUCUCCCGCAUCUCCCUCCUCACGAAGCACCGCGACGGCUGCUGCUGCCCGCUGUCCUGA
Messenger RNA from Staurois parvus, 781 nucleotides. The record is from the annotation of a GenBank genome assembly. Lineage: Eukaryota; Metazoa; Chordata; Amphibia; Anura; Ranidae.